AUGUUUCAGAUUGAAGCUUGUAUGAAGAACAGAUUUCCAACUCAAAAUGAAAUGAUAAUUAAACUUAAAAGCAAGAAUACUCAACUCGUAUCAGUCAAAGAAUAUAUCCACAACUAUUAUAUCUACAACCAGGCAGUGUCAUCAAUUCCGUGUGCCACAUUAGCAUUUUUAAUUUGUAUGACUCUUGGGGGUGCUGCGUUCUACACACUUUUAUACUUUUUUGACACUCAUAGCUUUCAAACUAUUUACAUUCAGCGGCCGCUUUAUAUUGCAUUCUUGUCGGUUAGUAGGAUUGGUUCUGGUAGCUUAAAGCCAUCAAAUCCAUUAAUGCAAAUAGCAUCAGUUGUUUAUACAAUUUACGAUCUUGUAACAUUCUCAAUGAUAAUCAAUAUUAUAUGUGACAAGUUAAGGCAUCAUUACAAGCGAGCAAAUAUUAAAAUUAUUGGUGAACAUUUAGGGGAAUUGACGUCUGGACAUGCACAGUUGAAGAGAAGAAAGUCGAAAUUUGAGAUGAGCGUUUAA
Molecule: messenger RNA, 522 nt
Organism: Chironomus riparius
Lineage: Eukaryota; Metazoa; Arthropoda; Insecta; Diptera; Chironomidae
Source: the annotation of a GenBank genome assembly